CUAUCUUCAGAAACGCCAAUUUGAUGUUGUUAUGACGUUUCUGUCUUAAGUUGAAGCGAUUAAUUCUUAGUAUUUUUGUUCAAAACUUGUGAUAUUUUAUAAAAAAUGGCUUCUGGAACGAUGUCAAAUAAUGUCGAAAACCUUUCCCCACAAAUUAUAAGGGGGGUUGUUCGGGAAAUGCAGGAACUAGUCACAAAUCCUCCGGAAGGCAUUAAAACGCAAAUAAAUGAGGAGGAUGUUACAGAUAUCCAGGCGUAUAUUGAGGGCCCAGCAGGAACUCCCUAUAUGGGGGGCAUGUUUAGGGUUAAGUUAACCUUGGGCAAAGGUUUUCCACAGGAGCCACCCAAGGCAUUCUUUUUGACAAAAAUUUUCCACCCAAAUGUUGCUUCCAAUGGGGAGAUUUGUGUGAAUACCCUUAAAAAAGACUGGAAGUCAGAUCUCGGAAUCAAACAUAUACUUUUGACCAUUAAAUGUCUUUUAAUUGUACCAAAUGCAGAGUCCGCUCUAAAUGAAGAGGCUGGUAAACUUCUUUUAGAGCAUUAUGAUGAUUAUUCUUCGAGAGCAAAAAUGAUGACUGAAAUCCAUGCACAACCCCAUAAAAGUAGUAAGGGUGCACCUGGGGACGGUCCUUUGGCCAAGAAACACGCCGGUGACAAAAACAAGAAUAUAUCGGCAGAGAAAAAGAAGCUUUUAAAAGAGAAAAAGAGAACUUUGAAAAGAUUAUAAGAGCUUUCCAUUUUAACUAUUUUUAUAUUUUUUUAAUAUUUCAUAUUUUCAAUAAAUGUUAUGUACAUGAUUUUUUAAUUUUAUAGCUAAGAGAUGUUUUAAUUUAUUUCACAUAUCAUUUUUU
Brassicogethes aeneus is the source of this 850-nucleotide messenger RNA. The record is from the annotation of a GenBank genome assembly. NCBI's taxonomy places the organism in Eukaryota, Metazoa, Arthropoda, Insecta, Coleoptera, Nitidulidae.